This is a messenger RNA of Phacochoerus africanus (Common warthog), 4565 nucleotides long. It is a transcript of the gene SHISA2, whose product is annotated as shisa family member 2. The transcript is spliced from 2 exons. Gene Ontology annotation, cellular component: endoplasmic reticulum. Gene Ontology annotation, biological process: negative regulation of fibroblast growth factor receptor signaling pathway; negative regulation of Wnt signaling pathway. Bases 913 to 1797 code for a protein of 294 amino acids. Lineage: Eukaryota; Metazoa; Chordata; Mammalia; Artiodactyla; Suidae. The record is from RefSeq and is a predicted model, not a curated record.
GGGCGAGUCCGAGCCGGGCGCGCGGGGGUGCGGGCGGCCGCAGCGCUAGGCUUCUUCCGUAGCCCCGGGGGCUGAAACUUCCGUGGGAGGCGCCCAGCGGCGCGCACCUCCGAGGGCGCAGCAGCCGGGGAGAGGGGGAGCCAGACCCAGCGCGCGGCGGUCGGAGAGCGGUGGAGGGGAGCGGGUGAGCCGCCCGCUUGGACCCGCGCCCAGCAGCAGCCGUGGCCGCCGCCAGCCCGGUCGGCUCCCGGGACUGCGGAGGGCGCGCCGGCCCCCUGUCCUCGUCCUGGACGCCUGCGUGCGUCUGGAGGAUCGACCGUCUGGCCCUCGGAGCGGAACGUGGGGGCUGCGCCCGGGGGGGCUGCCCGGGCGGCGCGGCCGGAGCCAUGCGGACCGAGUUCCGAGCGCCGAAGGCUGAGCGCGGCCGGCCGCUGCACUUGCUGCCCGGAGACCUCCGUCCGCUGUCCCCCUUCCUGGCCCCUUCUCGUCUCCCGAGAGCGGAAUAAAGGCGGGGAGACGCGCCCCGAUUCGCGCGCGGGACGCUGAGGCUUAAACUCUGCGGCAGCGCCCACCGGUCGUCCGGCUCCAGCGAGCGUCCCCUCGGGGAUGCACGGGGAGGGUUCCGUCGCGGGCGCAGCCUCCGGGGGCCCUCUGACUCGCUCCCUCAGAGUUCUGUUGGCGAGUGCCCAGGAAUUCAAGGCAGCCCCUGCUGGGACCCGGCCGAAGGAGGGCAUGGCUUAGCUCUCGGACUUGGCGGCGGGGGCGGUGGCCCGCGCGGAAGGCGCCGCGGAAGGGACACUCGGCGAAGAGGUCCUGGCCUCAGCACCGCGGGGACCGGGACUCCGGGCCGCGACCGCCCGGAGUCGCCGCUGCGCCCUCUGGAGACGCGCCGCCGGUGCCCAGGGUGGUGCCAUGUGGGGCGGACGCCGCCCGGCCGCCUCCUCCCGGGACGCCGCUUCGUUCCUGCGGCUGCUGCUGGCCGCGCUGCUGGCGGCGGGGGCGCGGGCCAGCGGCGAGUACUGCCACGGCUGGCUGGACGCGCAGGGCGUCUGGCGCAUCGGCUUCCAGUGCCCGGAACGCUUCGACGGCGGCGAUGCCACCAUCUGCUGCGGCAGCUGCGCGUUGCGCUACUGCUGCUCCAGCGCCGAGGCGCGCCUGGACCAGGGCGGCUGCGACAACGACCGCCAGCAGGGCGCCGGCGAGCCGGGCCGCGCGGACAAAGACGGCCCCGACGGCUCCGCAGUCCCCAUCUACGUGCCCUUCCUCAUCGUCGGCUCCGUCUUCGUCGCCUUCAUCAUCGUGGGCUCGCUGGUGGCCGCCUGCUGCUGCCGCUGCCUGCGGCCCAAGCAGGAGCCCCCGCAGAGCCGGGCGCCGGGCGGGCCGCGGCUGAUGGAGGCCAUUCCGAUGAUCCCCAGCGCCAGCACCUCGCGCGGCUCCUCCUCCCGCCAGUCGAGCACGGCCGCCAGCUCCAGCUCCAGCGCCAACUCGGGGGCCCGGGCGCCCCCCACGAGGUCGCAGACCAACUGCUGCCUGCCCGAGGGCACCCUGAACAACGUCUACGUCAACAUGCCCACCAACUUCUCGGUGCUCAACUGCCAGCAGGCCACCCAGAUCGUGCCGCACCAGGGCCAGUUCCUGCACGCCCCCUACGUGGGGUACACGGUGCAGCACGACUCGGUGCCCUUGACCCCGGUGCCGCCCUUCCUGGACGGCCUGCAGACGGGCUACCGCCAGAUCCAGGCCCCCUUCCCUCACACCAGCAGCGAGCAGAAGAUGUUCCCAGCUGUGACCGUGUAGCGCCAGGCGGGGCCGGUGCCCGCGCCGCCCAGGAGGGCGGAAGCUGUGGGCGGGGGAGGCGUCUCAGCGCCGAGGUCCCGGCGCGUUGGCGCCGUGUAGGACCCCAUCCUUUUUGGAUGGGCCUCCUUGGCCCCCAGACUGCGUGAAAACGCCUGUCUCUCACUUCGCGGUUCUGGAUGCGGUUUCACGGAUGAUUUAGGAUGCUGCCCAUGGCUGUGUGACAGGUGUGAGCCCUGAAGUGCCCUUGAGGUAUGGCAAGAGGAUUUUGUAAACUGAGAGAUGAAGGGUUUUUCCUCUUUUGCUAUUAUUGCUUCUUCUCGUUUGUCCUUGUAGACGUCUGGACGGAAUCGCUCUAACCUCCCUUUCCCCUGGGCCGGUGUCUAAUCAGCAUCCUUGGUGUUGGGGGGGAAGAGCACAGUCACCAUGAAAGGACCCCGACUCGGAGGCCGAGGUUAGUCCUUGAUCUCAGCGUUUCACAGGCACAUCCUAAUCGCAUUGUAAACAGAUAUAUGUAUAGUCUAUUUUUAUGCUUGGGGGGGGGGGUCUCUUGGGUGCUUUUUUACCUUGCGAGGAGAUCUUAUCACACAGGGGUUUUCUACAUUGUAAAAAGCGACCGAACGAAAUCGGUAUCGUGACUUAAAUGAGGCUUCCGACCUCUGGGAUUUUAGCCGUGGCGUGUGCUGGGUGGCACAGUAGGGAAACUGCGUGCCCCCUCUUGAUGGUAUAUUUUGAAUUCCUGACCUCGAGGGGCGUCUGAGAAGACGUAAUUAGACUUUUUGUAUUGAAAUCGCAAACUCUCAUCAUCUGCUACUUCCCCAGGGUCCUUUUAGUGUGGCCACGGGGUGUGGCUUGGCGGCUCACUCUCUUUGUGCUCCGACCUCCCUGUCCGCACAGUAACUGAACGCAGGUCAUGACUCUCCUUAUGCAGGAGCAUCGGCUUUUCUGCCCAGAUCAGAUGAAGCAUUUUCUUGGCUUCCCCGGGCAAAUUCAAAGACCUGCUUUACAAAGCUAUUUCGUGUAGCUCCUUAGCCACAGUCUGGGACUUGGGUUGAAAUUUAAAACCACCACUACGAUUGACUUUGCAAAUCCUAGGCUUUUUGGACUGUUGUUAUCAAAAUGGCUUAUUUUUCGAGCAAGAGGGACUGUUACAUUGAGAAAAGCUUUUCAAGGAGCUAUUGCCUUUCUUCCCCACAAAGUUAGUUUUUGGUUUCCUCUCUUUUCGUCCUCACGAAGCACUGUGUUCAUUACCAGUGUUCUGAAUGAAGAAAUUCGAGGGGAUUUCUUUGUGUCCUGUGUACUUACAAGAAGCAAGCUGAAGUAUGUCCAAGUAGGUUUCCAGUUGCCACCAAAACCACGCUGUGUAAUUAGGCAGUUGUCAGGCGUGGUCUUUUCCAUAUUUAUCUCUGCGUCUGUAGUUAUCUGUCUGUCAUCGGACAUCAGUGCACACAUUCUGUCACCCGUCUGUCUCGUGACUGGAUAAUGUCAAACCAUCGUUGGCAGUUGGUACUCACAAGGCUACCCCAUCAAAUUUGUUUUAAUAACCAAAGGCAAAGGAAAAUCAUUUUACUUAUUAAUAAAUAUUUUAUGGUAUGAAUUCCUUGGGGAGUUGAGUUUUUUGUUUGUUUGUUUGUUUUAGGGCCGCACCCCUAAACAUAUGGAGGGGCAUAUGGAGGUUCCCAGUCUAGCGGUCUAAUCGGAGCUGUAGCCGCCGGCCUACGCCACAGCCACAGCAACACCAGAUCUGCGUGGCGUCUGCAACCCACACCACAGCUCAUAGCAACACUGGAUCCUUAACCCACGGAGCAGAGGCCAGGGAUCGAACCUGUGUCCUCAUGGAUACUAGUCAGAGUCGUUUCCACUGAGCCACAACGGGAACCCCUGAGUUGGUUGUUUUUUUUUUUUUUUCAUUUUCUUUUUAUUUGGUAAUUUUUCGAAUGGUCUGCAAAACCUGUUCAUAGAAUUGCUGAGAAUCCUAAACAUUGCUUUCUAGAACCAAGAGCCUAUUUUUGAAAGUAAUUCAUAUCUAGGAAGUUACAAUGUGUCCUGAGUCACUGGGUCUUAUUUUACUGUCCCUUGGGAAAUGGUGACAGCCUAAGACCAAUGGUUCUUAUGGGGUCCUUAUUUUAUCAUGCUGAUGUGUGUUCUGUCCAUUGUCUUUGGUGGAGGACUCCAGCUUAUCUACAGUAAAAUUCCUAGGAAUUUGGAGGUGAAAGGGGCCUUAGAUCACCCGGCCUAGGGAUUGGCAAACUUUUUUUUUUUUUUUUUUUGGUAAAGAGUAAAUAUUUUAGGCUUUGCAGGCUCUGUUGUUCCUCAAGCUCUUGAGCUCUGUCACCGAAGGACAAAGGCAGCUGUAGAAGGUACAUACACAAGCGUGGCUGGGUUCCAAUGAAACUUGAGGAUGGACCCCCAAAGCUGAAUUUCAUAUAAUUUGCAGAUGUCACAUUUUCAAAUGUAAGUGUAAAAGCCAUGGUUCAGUCCCUCAUCUAUCUGGUCCACCCUUACCCACUGCUGGAAUCUGCCUGUGAUGUUCUCAGCCGCCUUUUCUAAACACAGGGAGUGCCGGUGGGUCGAGGACCUGACGAGCAUCCAUGAGGAUGCAGGUGCGAUCCCUGGCAUUGCUCGGUGGGUUAAGAAUCCAGCGUUGCUGUGAGCCGUGGUGUAGGUCGGAUCUGGUGUGGCUGUGGCUGUGGCUGUGGCGUUGGCUGGCAGCUGCGGCUCCGAUCUGACCCCCAGCCUGGGAACCUCCAUCUGCUUUGGGUGCAGCUCUA